This is a messenger RNA of Aspergillus nidulans FGSC A4, 666 nucleotides long. Its product is annotated as DUF3245 domain-containing protein. The transcript is spliced from 2 exons. The coding region runs from base 1 to 666 and encodes 221 amino acids. NCBI's taxonomy places the organism in Eukaryota, Fungi, Ascomycota, Eurotiomycetes, Eurotiales, Aspergillaceae. The record is from RefSeq and is a predicted model, not a curated record.
AUGUCUCUUUCAAAAGCCGACACAGAUGUCAUCCUGAAUAAGGCCAACAUCGCCCUCGCCCGCAGCCAGCGCCUUGUCGCAUCCUGGCUCCCCGCAACGCCUGCAACAGGCGAAAACAAUGCGAAAACCGACGCCGAGCUGCAAAAAGAAGAAGAGGAGAUUUUUACAGCUGUUCCUGAGACACUUGGUCUCGGAGCGCCGUUGCCUACGAAAGCCGCAGAUGGGAGCUGGAACCGCAGGGAGCUCGAUUCGAACGAUGAACUACGGAGACAGCUACUCGGGAGAAAUUAUAAAAGGGUUAUGGCUGAGAAAGAGAAGGCACGACAAAAGACCGCUGAUCCUGCGUCCAAAAAUCAUGCCUCGAAAGGAGCGCCAGGUCAUAACCAGCAGGGCUCGGCUGUCGGAAAAAACGAAGAUGUCGAUGAUGAUGAUGAGGGCCGGGCAGCGUCAAUUAGCAAGAACGCAUCGUCGAGAAAGAGAAAGGUCGGGGGGAGCGCUGAGCCUACAACACGGACUGAAGGUGCGGAUAGCGAAACGAAGUACAAGGACAGUGAGGAAGAGAAUACGGCCAGCUCACAAGGGCUUAGGGCCAAGGGGAGGAAAAAAGCCACAAGUUUUCUUGAUGAGAUCUUGGCUGAGCGGUCAAAGAAGAGAAAGAAGCGAUGA